Molecule: messenger RNA, 8928 nt
Organism: Zootermopsis nevadensis
Lineage: Eukaryota; Metazoa; Arthropoda; Insecta; Blattodea; Termopsidae
Product: sodium/potassium-transporting ATPase subunit beta-2
Biological process (GO): sodium ion export across plasma membrane; intracellular potassium ion homeostasis; potassium ion import across plasma membrane
Cellular component (GO): sodium:potassium-exchanging ATPase complex
Molecular function (GO): ATPase activator activity
Source: RefSeq, a predicted model, not a curated record
UCUCCAGAGUGACAGAAUCUUUCUAAGCUUCAAAGCGUCUCAAUAUGAGCAGUCGGAAUUGUGUACAAGCUGCGUAGACAAACUGGACCAUGUGACAACAAGCGGCCUUGAGAGCAGUCCGUGUGUAAUGACAAAUGUGUAGACUUGUAAAGUCGAAGUGCUAGAUCUCAGAAUAUAUAACGUCAAAGACGUGAACAGUCUGACAAAAGAAACUGAUAUUUUAAACUAUGAUGCUUGAAUUAUGACAUACACGAUUGAUGAAUUUUAUACGUUUAUUAUUGUGGUUGUUUAUAUCUCUGUGAGUGUUAAAAACUAUUGCAUAGUACAAAGUGUAAAUUUUGUUAUUAAUUCAAUGCCUUACGUUGUGAACAACGUUAAGAUAGGAUCCUGAGUGUUCCUCGUUACUCCACUUGUGCGACAUUUGGUUCCAGAAUGUUUCCUGUCGAUCGAUAGUUUACCAAUCAAUUUGAAGCAUGACCGACUCGACACAGCAUAGAGGUAUUCCCUCGAACCUCACGCGACCAAAGUCCCUGAUUCCCCUAACAGCCUUCAGUGUUCAGGUGAUGCAGCCAGCAGUUCGUCGAGAGUUCAUGUCAGAAUAGUGCUAUAACACGUAAUCUACUGGAUAAAUCCGGAGAAAUCCGCUUGUAAGUUGGGACUGGAUACCGCGUGUUGUACUGUUAGCCAAGGCAAACAGCAGAUAUCCUGCGAUUGUACCUCCUCUGGCUCGUCAGUUGGGGCCCGACCUUCGGACAGCAACCAUGACGACUAUAGACGCUGAUGGUGACAUCUAUGAGUUCCCGUAUAUCAGACCUGAGAAGCUGGGAUGGGUCGACAGCUGGAAGAGGGAAAUUUGGAACCCAGACACGCGCCAGUUUUUUGGUAGGACUGGGAAAAGCUGGGGAGGAGUCUUAAUUUUUUAUGUGACCUUCUUCGGUGCACUGGCGGCAAUGUUUGCUAUCUGCAUGCAAGGCUUGUUUUGGGUCAUAGAUGACAAACGACCCAGAUACAUAUUGGACGACAGUCUUAUUGGUUCAAAUCCAGGUCUUGGAUUCCGGCCUAUCUCAUACGAAGCAUCCAGCGGAGCUCUGAUUUGGUACCGAGCUGCAAACGAAAGUGACUACAGACACUGGACUGAUCAAUUAGACAAAUUUCUAGAGCCUUACCGCAUGCCGCAGAAACUCCCUGGAGGAGGAAAGAAUCAGCAAGUAUGUGAUUUUGAUCGACCUCCCCAGGAGGGUAUGGUGUGUGAAGUCAACGUGAAGAAGUUUCAACCCUGCACUAGGGAGAUGGGAUAUGGUUUCAACAGGUCAUCUCCGUGUAUCUUCAUCAAACUUAACAAAAUCUAUGAUUGGAUGCCAGAGUUCUAUGAGAAGAAUAAACUACCUGAAGACAUGCCUGAUGAUCUGAAGACCCACAUACUUAAAACAAAUCCUAAAGAAAUGAACCAGGUAUGGGUAAGCUGUAGAGGAGAGAGCCCAGCUGAUAGAGAGAACAUAGGCCCUAUCAGCUAUAUACCUAAUCAAGGAUUUCCUGGUUACUAUUAUCCUUACAAAAAUGUAGAUGGAUAUCUGAGUCCUCUUAUUGCAGUACAUCUGGCAAGGCCACAAUUAAAUACUCUCAUAAAUAUAGAAUGCAGAGCAUGGGCCAAAAAUAUAGCAUAUUUGUACUCGCAUGGCGACAGGGAAGGUUCUGUUCAUUUUGAAGUAAUGAUCGACUAAUCAUCACAGCACAUACCAAUCACAGCUUGCUGUGCAUCACAGUAGCAUGCUGCUAAAGCAUUACACACUGGAGUUAAAGUUCGGCCAGCAGUGUCAGAGGUUUGAAUGCCAAAUUUCUGUACAGUGAAGGUUAAUAUCCUCCCAAUUACACACACAUAAUAACACAUGAAUAAAUAAUUAUUUAACUACAUAGAACAGAAUCCUGAUUGAGAAGAUGAUAGUUGCUCAUCUAGUUAAAAAAUGUCCUGCCUUGUAUAGAAUCCAAAGGUUCAGUACUGUGUUCAUGACAGUUCCUAUCCUGAGCCACAUGAAUCCAGUUCAUACCCUCCUACACUUUUCCCUAAAGAUCAAUUUUAAUAUUAUCCUCUCAUCUGUGUUAAGGUCUUCUGAAUGGUUGUCCACAUUUAUGACCCUUGUGUCUGCUACAUAUCCCAUUCAUCUCAUCUUCCUAGAUUUUAUCGUGCUAAAACACUGAUGUAGAGUACAAUUUAUGAAGCUCUUUACCAUCCAGUUUUUUAUGUUUUCCUGUUAUUUAAUCCUCCUUAGGUUCAAACAUUGUCUUCAGCGCCCUGUUCUAAAACACCCUCAAUCUGUGUCUUCUCUUAAUGUAUGAGACCAAGUUUCACACAGAUACAGAAUUAUAUUCAGACAUACAGCAGAAUUAAGGACAUGUUCUGUCAAAAUAAGAAUGGAGCUACAAAAAUGUAACACCUGAACCUAUAAAAUAUUCUACAAAGUAUUUAUCUCCAUAGAACAGAGAAGCUGAUGUUACGCUGAGCAAGUCAAGAAAUUCCCCAUCUUUUAUGGAAGCAGGUUUAUUUCUGUAUUCACAAGAGCCCACACUGUCCUAAGCCACAUUUAUUCAGUCCACACCCUCAAACCAUAUUUCCGUAAGAUCCAUUUUAAUGUUAUCUUCCCACCUACACCUAGGUUUUGUAUGGCUAUGAAACCUGGUCUCUCUCAUAAAAGGAUAUCAUAACAGGGUGCUUAGAGGAAUAUUUUGACCCAAGGAUGACGUGAUAAGAGGGUGAGAAAAACGUAUGAUGAACUCCAAAUUUUGUACUCACCAGAUGUUAUUAGCAUAAUCAGAUCAAGAAGGGUGAGAUGGUUAGCAUACAAAGCAUGCAGUCAUGAAUUCCUUCUGUGACCUUGAAGCAUGCAAUUGGACGAUGGCUGCUAUAGGGGCAUUUUGCUUUUUUAAACAAAGUAAAGAAUUAAUGGAAUACUAUAUUUUUAAACUCUGUAAUUAUAUGGUUAUGAUACCCAAAAUGCUUCUUUAAUACCUGUUAUUGACCUUUCUUCACUAGCUGCGUAGCUAUUAGUUUCUCAAGGAUUUUUCUCUGUGGGGUUAGUUAAUAUUGUUAACUGGUUUGUGUCGAUAGAUUAUUAAUGUAGAGUAGUCGGCAACCCCUUGAAAAGUUCUUAUGUAGUCCAUCACAUGGUUUGGGAAUUAGCCAGUGCGAGAAGGGCAGAAACUUAUUGCUACUGAGGAGAACAAUUAUAUGAAUAUAUACACAUUAUGUAAGGCUAAACAAUAUUUUAACGAAAUUAAUAAAAAUAAGACAUUUAAGAAAACGAGAUGAAUGUGAUAUUAAUAACUGAAGUUUUAUAAUAUUAACAAAAGCUUAUAUUGAAAAAUGCCUUAGAGCUAACAAUUAACACCUUUACAAUAAAUUUUUAAGUGUCUCCUUUUGAUUGUGAUACUAUUUCAAAAAUUUACCUUAUACUUUAUAAUGUCAUGUCACUGUUAAUAAUACUUUGCCUACAAUCAAUACUACUACUAAAAAACAAAAAUACAGAAAAUACAAAUACAAAGAAAGGGAAAGGUAUAGGCGAAGACCAAAUAUUUAAAGAACAAUGGACAAAGAAGUACUUCUUCACCUAUUACAGUGGUAAGUCCACCUAUCUUACUUGCAUGUCAGUUCUCAAAGAGUACAAUUUGAAACAUAACUAAAAACAAAACACAAAAGGCAUGAUGGCUGCUUUACUGGCCAGCUACAAAUGAAAAAAUCAACUCACUGAAAUUGUCUUUAUGUAAUUAGUGUUCUGAAAAUAUUGUAAUAAUAUAUAUUGCAAAUAUACUGCAAUGAAACUAAAGCUGAGGUCCAUACCAGUUGACAAGUGGAUGAACAGUUAGCUAAAGGAGGAACACCUCUUGAAAACUCUGAAUUUGUUAAAUUGUGCAUCAUGCGAACUGUUGAAGAUCUCGGUACAGAGAAAAUUAAGCUAUUUCAAGGCUUCAGUCUCUUAGUGUGUACAGUGACAUGAGAAAUAAAGUGUAUGGACCAAUUUACAUGUCCACUUGAAAGAAAAUUAAAGUCAUUUCUUUACUGUUCUCUACAUUUGGAUUAAAGUAAUGAUGUCUCAGAUGCUGCUCAACACUUGAUAUUCAUAUGUGGAAUAUGAAAAUUUUUCUCAUCGUGAAGAACUUACAUUCAAUAAAGUGACAAUUCACUAGGACUGAAAUAAGUAUAAUGAUAGACAGUGCGAAGAACAUUUGUGGUUAUAAAAUUGGUGCUGUUGCCAACAUUAUCAGUGAAGUGAUACAAGAGAACUAUGUGCCUAUGUAGUUCAUCAGCAAGUCCUCUGUAGUAAAGUUCUGAAUUGGAAUUCUAUCAUGGAGGUUGUAAUUUCUACCACCGGCUUCUUAAGAAGGCUUGGUUUGAAUCAUCAGCAGUUCAAACAUUUUUUGGAGGAAACUGAUGUACUUUAUUACUUUAUUAGUGAUGUACUUUGUUACAAUGAAGUAAGGUGGCUUAACAGAGGCAAUGUGCUAAAAAUUAUUUUUUGAACAGAAAUUGAGAUAUUCAUGAAUAAGAAGAGAAAAAAAGUACCUCAACUAUCAGAUGCAGAAUUCUUGAUCCGUAAUUAUUGCAUCGUUAUAACAUCUUUUCAGAAUGAGUUUAACAUGAAGCUUCAGGGAAAAGGAAAAAUCAUUGCUGAUGUAUUUUCAGAUAUUAUAGCUUUUGACAUGAAAUUAAAAUUAAUAAACAUGUUGAAGAGUGAACUUGACCCACUUCCCUUCCUUUAAAAGUAUUUUCAAAUCAUCUGGAGAAAAUGUUCAGAAAUUAUUCAAGUGUUCCCAAACAAAUUCUCAGCAAGAUUCAAUGACUUUCCAGUGAAAUUCUGUUUUUUCCUAACCCCGUUCGAAGUAGACUUCAAAUGGAAGUAACAGAACUACUAACUAAUAACUCAUUGAAAAAUUACUUUGAAACCCCAGACCUGAAGAUAUUUUAUUCUGAAGUUCCUUCUGAAAUCUUUACAAAAAUAAGGAAAUUCACAACAGUGUUUGCAAGCACUUAUAUUUAUGAGCAAGACAUUCUCUUUUUUUAAUUUUUUAAAAAAACAAGUUUUGUUCCAAUGAAUGAACAUGUGACAGCAGCAACUAAGGUUUGCCACAAUGAACACAACCAAACAUCUGCAAACUUUCAGAAGACAUUGUACAAAAAUCACAGUAAACAUUUGCUCCUUCUUAGUUUUGAAUGUUAGAAACUGCUCCAUUUUCAAUUAGUGUUCUGAAAAUAUUGUGAAAUAAAAAAAUGCCUAAAUUGUUGUAGGAUUCCUUGUUUGAUAUAAUUUAAUGAUAUUACUGUACACAUUGUGUAUUUUUGUGGAACUUUCAAGUUUUUCUUCAUUUGGAGGUCUAUGUAUGUUUAGAAAUAGUAAUAACAUGACUUUUGUUAAAGAACAAAUAUAAGGAAAAUAUUUGUAAGUAUAUUGUGAUUUUAAAUAUGCUGCACAGCUAUACUCGUGUAAGUUACAGUUUUGUUUAGUGUCUACAAUAUUAUGAAUUUUUUCUGUGCUCUCAAAAAAAAAUAGCCAAUGCGGCCCACACUAAUGAAAACGUUGCUGACUCCUGAUGUAGAGGGUAAUUUUGUGCAUGAUACUGACAUUUAUCACAGAUAAAUAAUUACUGGAAAUUUAUCACUACAAGUUUCUAUAGCUUCAUGAUUCAGAGUGCACUUAAAAUAACGUUACCUUCACUUGUUCUUCUUUCAAGUUUGUUACAUUCCAUCAUAAAGAUUGGGCUCUACAGUGCCAGAUAUAAUUUUGGGAUAAAUGUUAUAUUUAUUAUCUGUAGCAACAGUUUUAUUGGAGCUAACUUUCUCACUCAGAACAGAACAAGUGAAUGCAGUACUAAUAUGGAGGUGUGAAGAACAGAGAUAAACAUGUUUAUUGAUUAUAGCCUGAAAAAUGGAUUUGAAGUGUGUAUGUCGAAAGCAUCACAUUGAACAUAAUCUUAAGAAAAAUCCAAAUUACUGGUUAACCUCAUUUUUCAUAGUGGUAUUAAACAUUACAUUAGAUGGCUACAUUGCCAUGAUUUGGUUACCAUGGCCAUGUUUAUAAAAUGUGGCACAACUCAUGAAAGUGAGAUUGGCAUUAAAGUAGGAAGGGGUUACGAGACACAUCACCAGCAUACUUCUGUGGCAAGAUUUAUAACAAUGCAGAGCACACAUGCCAUAUUACAACUGAAUUUUAAAAUCAAAGUGUUGCAUUAAUAUUUAAUUAUGGCUUCUUUACCUAAGCAUUGGGCCAAAAUAAAUAAAUAAAGCAAUGUUUUUAUAAGAAGCUAUAGGAAAAUCUUCCCUUUCAUUGUUGACACCUGUAGAGAGAGACUCUCAAGAAUUAUAAGGUACUUAAAGGGAAUAUGGCCAAUGCAGGAAAUAUGGCAAAGUCUCUGCCAAAUUUUCAAUGGAAAUAUGCACCAAUAGGUUACAAAUAUUGUCCAUGUUAUGUUUAGUGAGACAGUUUCCAGGCUACAUGGCAGUGUGUGCUGUUAGACACGAUUUAUAUGUCGGGAGAACAAAGGAAACGGUGCAACUUAUAACUUUAAAAACAAUUAAAAAAGAAUAAAUAUGUUCAUUUACAUAGAGCCGAAUUGAAAGGGAAAUUUCUGUUCUUUUAUAUGGGAUAACUUGAUUUUAUGUCAUUCUCUGUUAGAUCGCCUUUUGACAGAGAAAAAUGAAGUAUACCAAAUGAAGGUAAUAUGAAAUUAAAAGAAUUUCUAAUGCAGUUAGAUGUAAUGGACAGUUCUGAAUGGAUUUACACUGUUGACAAAAAGGGGUGCAGUUUAUGUCUUCACAAAGAACCAAUGGUCCUAGGCCAAAAGGGAGCAAAAAGAGUUUGCAUUGUUGCCCAUGAGCAUGAGGUAGAAAAUUUCAAUAGUUUCAUUCAUGUGUAAAUUCAAUGGGAACUGAAGGAUCAGACGUCAUGUGUCUUAAUUAUUUGCUUAUAUAUUUGAAUUUGCAAAUUUUUUUAGGAGGAAGGUUUUGGUUGGUAAUGAAGUAUGGCCAAAAGCAUGCUUUAAGAAAAUAAUUAUUUUCUGGUGCACAUGAUAAAAGACAAAGACCACAGUAUUGUUUAAUGUAACUAAAUGAUUUAUAUAGUGGGUGCAGGUACUUGAUUGUUUUAAACCCUUUUUAAUAUGAUGAAAUAAAAAUAGAGAACCCUGGCAUGGCCAUAUUCCAUACCAUACUUUAGUAAUAACACAACCUAUUAGUCUCUUCUUGUGCAUAGUAUUUUCUGGCAUUACAGUACUGAUUUAUAUUAUCUAAAAGUUGUCAGACAGAACCUCAAAAAUGUUCAUUAUUAUCAAUCUCUAAUUUAUAACAAACUUCAUACAAAAUGAUGUUUAUGACCUAUCUGUAUACCAAGCAUUACAUUUCUAGCUGCAGUUGUUCAUUAAUUACUGCUCUCAAGCAGGAAGCUUUAUGUGGUUGCCACAUUGUUUUAUAACAUUCAAGAAGAAAUAAUUUUUAAAAAAUCUGCAUAUUUUUUCAUAAUAUAUAACCAAACAAAAUUCCAUGACUGUACAGCAAUUGUUCCUCUUGUUGCUCUUACUGUAAGUGCAUGAUUCUGUUCUAAUAACUUUCAGAUGUAUAUACAAGUUUUCAUGAGAUUUGGUAUGCUAUUGGAGACUACCUCAGCCAACAUUAUGGCCACAGCAGUUUUAUAUUAGGUUCUUAAUUUGAUGACAAUAUCUAAAGACCCAUAGUAACUAGGAAUGUGAAGUGUGGUGUGGCAGUAGAUCAAAUACAUCCACAAAUCUUGCUUGAAACAUUCCGUGUUGCAUGUUAACACCACUCAACUUUGUGACAGUGCAAUAUUAUGAGGUGAAGUCUGCAACCUUACGGUUGGAGGGAACAUAUGUAUCAAAGUAGAAUACUAAGGAACAUUAUUGUUAAUUAUUUAUAUGUCAUACUAACCUGUCUAGGCAGAUAGAAGCAUAUAAAGAACAUAGGUUUUGUAAAUUCCUCUCUGACAUUCUUGUUUUCUUUCAUCAGUGGCUGUGAAAGGACCAAUGUGGGCCACAUAUCUGAGGUUCCUACUCUAUUUGUGUGAUGUCAGUAGUACUUGUUUAUAGUUUAAGUCCUACAACAUUUAUGUUACUGAAAGUUAUUUUGAAAAAUGUUCAGCAUGUUUAUGAUAUUCAUAUUUUCAUGGUACAGAACUGUAUUUAUUUCUGAACUCUGAAACUAUGAACUCAAGUUGACCACGGUUCUGUACACUCAGGCAAACCUUGUGUAGAGUGCUUUCAUACAGAGCUCUACAGUUUUAUAAUAAUUUUAUUUCAGGAAACUUAGGUUAGUAUAGCCAAUUUCAUUCGAUGUUGUUUAUUUCAUGUAAGUUUUAAAAUGUAAAAUUGUACUCUUCUGCCCAACUUGAGCAGUAUUUCUGACAUUUAUAAGAGGUGUUCAUUUACAGUGUGGUGGUAUCAUUUUGUAUUAUACAGUAAAUUGUGAAUAAGUUGUGGCAUAUAAAUACAGUCCUGAUACAUGAAUGUAUAUCUUAAUAGCCACAGAUGAAAUCUGGCAUUUCACAAAAUUUCUACAAAAUGUGUGAAAUAUUUAAAAACACCUGACCUGUGUGGAAAGUAAUUUGUACUCUGUAUCACAUACUGCUUAGGCAUUGUAUAUAAAUUAUAUAAUGGCCAGGCAGUCUGAAUUGUACAAUUCACCAGUGCCAGAGUAAAGGAGUAUAAGUCUUUAAGUUCAGGAAAUUAAAAACAAUUUUUGGUAAGUUUAAAGAAAUAUAAUCCUACAGUUUAUUCAUGAACAUAAGCUCCAGUUUGCUAAAUUACAGGUAAUUUGAAAUUUUGACUGUAAAGUAGCAGUCAUAUAUCCCUUUUCCCUGGCACCAGCAAAUUAUUGGUUGAUACUAAGUAUUUAUAUUAAUGACAAAAUAAAGAUAAGUAUAUCAUUUAUUA